Messenger RNA from Symbiodinium natans, 960 nucleotides. NCBI's taxonomy places the organism in Eukaryota, Dinophyceae, Suessiales, Symbiodiniaceae. The record is from the annotation of a GenBank genome assembly.
AUGUGCGUCCUGGCGGGACGGUUUUCCUGGUCUUGUUUGGCUGUUGGCAUUCUUGUCGCUCAUUGCGAAGAAUGUUUGAACAACGACACCUUUGCAGCUUUGCAAGCCGUCAGUGCGCGCUCUGAGGCGCCAGGUCCACCUGCUGGCUUGGGCGAGGGCGGGAAUCCGGUGACUCUGAUGAAAGACGUCUCGAAUGUCGACAUCGACGACGAAGUCCUUGCCUGCAGCGACCCAAAGUGGAAGCCAGGUGGGGGAAUGUGGACUUUUGAGCAGAUCGCAGAGGCUUUCAUGGAGUUUGGCUACAAGAAGUUCUACGAACCUGGGAGCACAGCUGAUGCAGUAUCUGCUUGUGUCGCUUCCUUGACCAUAGCGGCUGGUGAGUGUCAAGAGACACAUCAUAGUUUGGGCGUUGGCUGCGACGCACAAGCCACGUAUGACUCGGGUGUUUUUCAGCUCGACUUCCUCCGUGCACCAUUCACCCCGCUCGGAGACAAAGUGCAAGCGCAGAUCAACAAGGAUGGAAACAUGAUAAACCUUUGCAUCAGUGGCUUUGGUGCCGGCUUCAUCACUGCUGCGCCCUACACCUCGAGCGCCAAGAAGGGUGUUGCAUACCUUGAGAAGACAUCCAUUUACACAUGCAUGGGUAGUCCAGCUGAUGUGAAUGCCUACUCUUGUCCUGACCCUCUAGCCAAACCAGGAGUGACCUACGCGAACUUCAUAGGCACUUUCUGCCACAAGGGUUAUUUGCAGAACGAUGCGGAGGGUAAAAAGCCCUGCAGCCUCACGCAGACAACUCCACGCUGUUGCGGUGUUUUCAUGGGCGGUGCCAAUGGCUACCAGCUGGCUCCAUUCCCGGAGUACUAUUUCAUGAAGGCCCAAGAGCACUUGAGCAAGAUGCGUGGCAAGAGCUUUAAGACCAUUUGUGAGAAGGUCGUUGAAGAUUUGGAAUCAACUACCUAA